Messenger RNA from Talaromyces marneffei, 1311 nucleotides. RefSeq lists its product as uncharacterized. Gene Ontology annotation, biological process: secondary metabolite biosynthetic process. The coding region runs from base 1 to 1311 and encodes 436 amino acids. The transcript is spliced from 2 exons. Gene Ontology annotation, molecular function: FAD binding. NCBI's taxonomy places the organism in Eukaryota, Fungi, Ascomycota, Eurotiomycetes, Eurotiales, Trichocomaceae. The record is from RefSeq and is a predicted model, not a curated record.
AUGGCAGUAAAACCUAUUGAAGUUGCCAUUAUUGGCGGUGGAAUCACUGGCCUUACAUUGGCUUUGGGCCUGCAAAGGAGAAAUAUUAACUUCCAUAUUUAUGAGAGGGCACAAACUCUUCGCGAAAUAGGCGCUGGAAUUGGAUUCACUCCAAAUGCUGAGCGCGCAAUGCAAGCCUUAGAUCCACGCAUCCACCAGGCAUUUAAGAGCGUCGCAUCACCAAACGCUUCGGAUUGGUUCCAAUGGGUGGACGGCUUCAGCGGUGUUAAUGGCGAUAAAAACACGGUCGAGGAAGAGCUCUUGUUCAACAUGUAUUUAGGUGAACGUGGAUUUGAGGGCUGCCACCGCGCACACUUUCUAAAGGAGCUUGUUGACCGUCUUCCCGAGAACUGUGUCACCUACGGCGCAUUUCUCAAGACUAUAGUCGACCAAGGAGACAAUAAGGCGAUACAGUUGAAGUUUCAAGACGGUACAACCGCUGACGCAGAUCUAGUGAUUGGUUGUGACGGUAUACGAUCGCGCGUUCGACAAUUGAUUUUGGGCGAAGAAAACCCGGCGUCAUAUCCUACAUAUACUCAUAAGAAGGCAUAUCGAGGUCUAAUUCCAAUGGAAAAGGCUCUGCCAGCACUUGGAGAGUCCAAGGUCAACACUCGAUUCAUGCAUCUUGGUCCAGAUGCACAUGCGCUGACAUUUCCGGUGGCUGGAGGGAAGUUGGUAAACGUAGUAGCCUUUGUGACUGACCCAGGUGAAUGGCCGUAUCCAGACAAGCUAUCUGCCCCCGCUGAGAAGAAAGAUGCGAUCGCGGGAUUCUCGAAGUUUGGAGGUGCAGUGCGGACAAUCAUGGGUCUACUAUCGGAAGAUCUAGAUGAAUGGGCCAUAUUCGACACAUACGAUCAUCCAGCAUCCACAUACUACGACGGUCGAAUUUGUAUUGCUGGAGAUGCUGCGCAUGCCUCAUCUCCACAUCACGGCGCAGGUGCUGGUUGCGGCAUCGAAGAUGCUACUGUGUUAGCUACUGUCAUUGAUUUUGCGCAAACUCAAUUGAAGGACUCAGUGGAGAAGUCUCGAUCAGAAGUCUUGAAGGGGGCUUUGGCAACCUACAAUACGGUUAGGCUGGAGCGGUCUCAGUGGCUCGUCGAAAGCAGUCGCAUCUUAGGAGAAAUCUACGAGUGGCAGUAUGAGCCAACUGGUAGCGACAAGAAAAAAUGUGAAGACGAGGUCUCUUGGAGAUCACACAAGAUCUGGGACUACGACAUCGACCAGAUGUUGCAGGAAACAGCCGAGGAUUACAAACAGCGGCUCAGUUCUUGA